AUGUCACUCGAAACAUUUGGAAAUGAAAAAUCCAUGAAUUUGGAUAAUGUUUUAUUAACAAACAUUCAAUCUUCAUUAUACUUUAAAAAUUUAUAUCCAAAGAGAUCAUAUCAUGAAGUAAUUGAAGAAAUUAAAAGAAAUGUAGAGAUUUUAGCACCAUAUAUACCAAAUACAAAAACACCAUCAACUACUUUUUGUUUAUUGUAUAAAUUCUUUUUAAUGAAAUUAACAGUGAAGCAAAUGAAAGGAUUAUUGGGUAAUAAUGAAUCACCAUAUAUUAGAGCCAUUGGUGCAUUGUAUCUUCGUUAUUGUCAUCCACCAGCAAAUCUUUGGGAUUGGUAUGUCGAUUAUUUGGAUGAUCAAGAAACAGUAUUCAUUUCAAAAAAUACUGAAGUUACAAUUCAAAGAUUUCUAUUGGACCUUUUAAAAGAUAAUAAAUUCUCUGGAACUGUACUCCCAAGAAUACCAACUAAAAUUCAACAAGAUUUAGAUAAGAAAAUUAAAGAUUAUGAAAUAGAAAAUAAUUUAACUUAUAAUAAUAAUAAUAAUAAUACAAAAAAAGAUUCAUAUAGUAGAGAUAAUAGAGAUAAUAGGGAUAAUAGAGAUAGUAGGGAUAGUAGAGAUAGUAGAGAUAGUAGAGAUAACUACAGGUAUAGUAGGGAUAGUAGAGAUAGUAGGGAUAGUAGAGAUAACCACAGGGAUAGUUACAGAGAUAGAGAUUCAUAUAGUAGAGAUAGAGAUAGAGAUAAUAGAGAUAGCUACAGAGAUAACUAUAGAGAUAGUUAUAGAAAUAAUAGUAGAUACAAUAAUGAUGAUAAUGGAAAAGAUUCUUAUGCUGAAGAAUUAGAACGUUUUAAAAAUGAAAGAAAUAAAAGCAGUGGUAGUGGUGGUAGAAAUUAUAGCAAAAGAGAUGACUAUGAUGACUACAGUAAAAGUCGUAGUAAUGAUAGAGAUAGAGACCGUGAUUAUAGUAGUAGUAGUGGUGGUAAUGGUAAUGGUUAUAAAAGAGACAGUUAUUAUAGUGACGAUGAUGAUGAUUCAGAAGACGGUAGAACCUAUGGAGGUAGAAAAAGAAGUAGAUCAAGAAGUAAUAGUAGAGAUAGGGAUUCAAAAAAUAAUUCAACUCAAAAAGAAACAACAACAACUACUACAACUGCAACUACUACAACAGAAAAACAACCAAAAGAAGAAUCCGAAAGUUUAAAAAAAUUAAGAUCAUUAUAUGGUGCAACUUCUGAUCAAGUAUCUCUCGAUUAA
This is a messenger RNA of Dictyostelium discoideum AX4, 1257 nucleotides long. RefSeq lists its product as hypothetical. The record is from RefSeq and is a predicted model, not a curated record. Gene Ontology annotation, cellular component: nucleus. Gene Ontology annotation, biological process: mRNA splicing, via spliceosome. The coding region runs from base 1 to 1257 and encodes 418 amino acids. NCBI's taxonomy places the organism in Eukaryota, Evosea, Eumycetozoa, Dictyosteliales, Dictyosteliaceae. The transcript has 2 exons.